AUGCCACAAGGUAUCUCCCCUUCGAAGAAAAUCUUCGAUAGCUCCGAUUUAGUAAGAUUCAGAAAGUCAAUUGCAUACAAGAAAAUUCACUGGAUUCUUGAACAGGUGAUUGAGAAAGUGAAAGGUUGCGAGGUUCCACCGGGAAUAUUGGACGUGGAAUUGAUCACUAAAACUCCAAGAAGUACUCCCAAUAGAGGUAGGAAUACGGAAGCUAACACAUCGACAACACUCCCUCCACCUGAAAGUGUUGUUGAAGAUCGGCCAGCACUGAAAAAUGCUAACUUCAACGGUAUACUCAAAAUCUUGAAUCAUCUCAACUCAUUGAUCGACGAGACACCUCCAAAGGAGGGUCCCAGAAGAUUUGGUAACUUGGCAUGUAGGAUUUGGCAUGAUAAAGUAAACGAAGGAUUGUCUACCAUAGUAGAAGAAAAUAUAUCGAUUCCUUCGGCAUCAAUAGUAGAGACAUCCUACUACCUACAGGAAGCUUUUGGCCUGUCGCUCAGGCUUGACUUUGGAACCGGUCAUGAGCUUUCCUUUUUGGCCUUUGUAGGAUGCAUAGAUGGGCUUGUAGAGUCAUUGACUGGUCCAGAAUUAUUAACAAUAUUUGCUAAGUAUUAUAAUGUUGUUCGUAGAUUAAUCCUAGAAUACAAUUUGGAACCUGCGGGAUCUCAUGGGGUGUGGGGGCUAGAUGAUCAUUUCCAUCUUAUUUAUAUACUAGGAGCUGCUCAAUUCAACGAAAAUAAGAAUACGGGAAAGGCAUCCACAGGACUAGCUACUCCUCCGGUAUCGCUGGUACUAACAUUGCGUGUUAUUGAUCAAUUUAAGCUUCGAAAUCUCUAUGUCAGUGGGAUUGCCUUCAUAUAUAAGAUCAAGCUGGGCCCCUUCAACGAGCAUUCGCCAAUUAUCUAUGAUAUACACACGACAGUGAUACUUUGGUCAAAAGUUUUACAAGGUCUAAGAAAAAUGUACGAAGUUGAAGUUCUUGGAAAGUUCCCCGUCGUGCAACACUUCUGGUUCGGAAAUAUCAUGUAUCCCUGGAGAGAUAUUGAUACAAACAAGGACUUGCCUGUCUUUGAGAAAGAAGAGGAAGAGACGCCAUUGGAGCCGGACUUUCUAAAUGGAACCGGCGUAAUGACUACAAGGAAAAACAUCUCUAUGACAGGAGCGCCUUGGGCCAGAAGAUAA
Dujonia railenensis is the source of this 1185-nucleotide messenger RNA. NCBI's taxonomy places the organism in Eukaryota, Fungi, Ascomycota, Pichiomycetes, Serinales, Debaryomycetaceae. The record is from the annotation of a GenBank genome assembly.